Messenger RNA from Radiomyces spectabilis, 446 nucleotides. RefSeq names its product ribosomal protein L36-domain-containing protein. Bases 142 to 345 code for a protein of 67 amino acids. Gene Ontology annotation, cellular component: ribosome. Gene Ontology annotation, biological process: translation. The transcript has a single exon. The record is from RefSeq and is a predicted model, not a curated record. NCBI's taxonomy places the organism in Eukaryota, Fungi, Mucoromycota, Mucoromycetes, Mucorales, Radiomycetaceae. Gene Ontology annotation, molecular function: structural constituent of ribosome.
GUGGGAAGAAGAGAGUCACAGCCCUGUCUUUUUCGAACUCAGCGCUCCAUCCCAGCUUUGUUUUCUUUUUGAAUUAACAUAACAAGCUAUUUGAGCGAUUCCCAAAAAAUCCACACCUCCAUUUUACGUCCGUCCGUCACCAUGUCCUUCUUAACGAAAUUCACGCAGUCGGUCUUUUCUCAAGUGCGACAGCAAAACUCACCGGUGAUGCUGAACCUUAUGCGCACCUUCAAAGUACGAUCUUCAGUCAAGAAGCUCUGCGACGGAUGUACCACCGUUCGACGACGAGGAAAACUGUUUGUUGUCUGCAGCAAGAACAAGAAGCAUAAGCAACGCCAGGGUUAAAAUGAUCACAUCUAUUUCUUUUUUCCUUUUCCAAUGCAUGCAUGUUUUAAAUCAGAUAGAACGCUUUUCUUUUCCCUUUGGCCUUUUUUUUUUAUUACACU